This is a messenger RNA of Populus nigra (black poplar), 2062 nucleotides long. RefSeq lists its product as uncharacterized. Bases 575 to 1972 code for a protein of 465 amino acids. Gene Ontology annotation, biological process: lipid catabolic process. The record is from RefSeq and is a predicted model, not a curated record. Lineage: Eukaryota; Viridiplantae; Streptophyta; Magnoliopsida; Malpighiales; Salicaceae. The transcript has 5 exons.
GUCAGCAUGCCUCUCUCUCUCUCUCUCUCUCUCUCUCUCUAAAUUGGUGAAGAGCUUAUAGCUAACACUAAACUUGCUUUUCAUGUGAACUUGUAUUAUAACCUUCCUUCCAAUGAUUCCAAACUUUAAUCACCCUCACCUUCUCGCUCUCUCUUCUUCUCGAAAACUUUCCCUUCUCAAACACAAUCUUUCCUCUCCAUUCCUCCCUUUUCCUUCCUCUCUCUCCAAAAUCUUCUCAUAAAAUCCAAGAAAUUAAUUACACUUCUCUCUCUCUCUCUCUCUCUCUCUCUCUCUCUCUCUAUAUAUAUAUAUAUAUAUAUAUAUAUAUAUAUAUAUAUAGACACACACACACACACACUCCCUUUCUCAAGCUUUCUUCUUUCUCCUCAAAAUCUCUCUCUCUUAAUUCCAGCUAUUUGCCUCUCAAAAAGCUCUCUCCUUUCUCAUCAAAACCUCUCUCUCUAAUUUACCCCUCCAAGCUCACGCUUUUCUAUUGAAAGCUCCACUCUUUUCCAAAUCUACAAAAAAACCCACUUCACAAAUCCCUCUCCAAACCCAAGAUCAACCCAAAAAGAUGGUUUUCUGUUGUGGAGUAGAAUCUGUAGUUAUACUAGGCUUUGGUCGCUGGGCUUGGAAGCGUUGCACAUACAUUGGUGCUAAUGACAGUGCAAACUGGACCUUGGCAACCCCAGAAGAGUUUGAACGAAUCCCUCGUAUGUGUCGUUUAGUUCUUGCUGUCUACGAAUCAGAUCUUCACAACCCUCAAUUCAUUCCUCAACAUGGUUACCGCUUAAACCCAGAUAGGGUUAUUAAGCGUGUAACUUAUGAGCAAACACGAGGGCGUGCCCCUCCUUAUAUAAUUUACAUAGAUCAUGAUCAUAAAGAGAUUGUUUUGGCGAUUCGGGGAUUGAAUUUAUACAAAGAGAGUGAUUAUAAAACGUUGUUAGAUAAUAGGUUAGGAAUGCAGAUGUUUGAUGGAGGUUUUGUGCAUCAUGGGUUGUUGAAGUCUGCUGUUUGGUUAUUGACAGAAGAAGGGGAGACAAUGAAGAGGUUGUGGGAGGAGAAUGGGAAAGUGUAUGAUAUGGUUUUUGCUGGACAUUCUUUAGGGUCUGGCGUAGCGGCUUUGUUAACUGUUAUUGUGGUUAAUCAUAGAGAUAAGUUAGGAGGGAUUCCUAGGGAGAAGAUUAGGUGUUAUGCUAUGGCUCCAGCGAGGUGUAUGUCACUUAAUUUGGCUGUUAAGUAUGCUGAUGUUGUUCACUCUAUAAUUUUGCAGGAUGAUUUCUUACCAAGAACAGCUACUCCAUUGGAAGAUAUCUUUAAGUCAAUCUUCUGCUUGCCCUGCUUGUUGUUUUUGGUUUGCUUGAGAGAUACCUUCGUUCCAGAAGGUAGAAAACUUAGAGAUCCAAGAAGACUUUAUGCUCCUGGACGAAUGUAUCAUAUUGUAGAGAGAAAAUUUUGCAGAUGUGGGAGGUUUCCACCAGAGGUCAGAACUGCCAUUCCUGUAGAUGGAAGAUUUGAACACAUUGUCUUAUCAUGUAAUGCCACAUCUGAUCAUGGAAUUAUUUGGAUAGAAAGGGAAUCACAGAAAGCCUUGGAGAAAAUGAAGGAAAUCAGUUCUGAAACCAUCACAACUCCUCCGGAUGUACAAAAAUUUGAAAGGAUGCAGACAAUUGAACAAGAACACAGGAAUGCAUUGGAAAGAGCUGUCAGUUUAAAUAUUCCUCAUGCUGUGGCCACCCCUGAUGCAGAGCCCUGCAUGGAUAAUGAUGCAGAACCCUGCAUGGAUAAUGGAACGGUGCCUUCCCAGUCCGAGGGUGAACAAGCCUCGAAAACUAAAUCUACCUCUAGUGGCGGAAAGACUAACUGGGAUGAAGUGGUUAAAAAACUUUUCAAGAAGGGCGAGUCAGGACACCUUGUCUUAAACAAAGAUGUAACUGCUCUAAAUAACAUUUCUGUUGUUCAACCUUCGUGAAUACCACUUAAUCUCUUUCAAUCUUUUAGUAAGAACUGAGAGUUUGUGUAUCUUGUUGCCAUAAUGCCAUUCAAACCCUGGUUUGUUGCA